UCUUCCAAGUUGGACAUUGAAGGUACAAAAGAGCCUCAAGGUUCAAACAUGAAACACCUCAGAACUCCAAGAGAACACUAGAAAGAAUCAUUCUCCUUCCAAGUCUCCAACUGCAUAUAUUAUUGUACAUUAAUCAAAGUCCAUCCUCUCUAGCAAACCAACACAACAGAAACAGCUUCCUCUAGCCGUUAACUCUUUAUUUUCUUUGUGGAUAAAGCAUCUUCAACUUCUUUUCUGCUUCAAAAUGCGCUCCGGAGAUCUUGAGGCUGGCGGGCCACCACGACACCAACAGCUACAACAGCAGCAAGACCCUUCUCAGGCCUUGGCUUCUGGGAUUUUCCAAAUCAACACCGCCGUGUCUUCCUUUUCUCGCCUUGUCAAUUCCCUUGGCACUCCCAAGGACACUCUCGAACUCCGUGACCGGCUGUACAAGGCAAGGUUACACAUUGGGGGGUUGGUGAGAGAUACUUCAGCUAAACUUAAACAGGCUAGUGGAACUGACCAGCAUUUGGAAGUUAGUGCUGCCAAGAAGAUCACUGAUGCUAAGCUUGCAAAAGAUUUCCAGUCGGUUCUUAAGGAAUUUCAGAAGGUUCAAAAGCUUGCAGUUGAGAGGGAAGCAACGUAUGCUCCUUUUGUCCCCAAAGAAGGUCUUCCAUCAAGUUCUGAUGCCCAUGAGCGGGAGGAUAUGAGUUCAUCUCGGUCUCCCGAACGACAGGCUCUUAUUCUAGAAUCCAAAAGACAAGAUCAGGUCGUACUGGUGGAUGAGAUUAUACUUAAUCAAGCCAUUAUAGAAGAAACAGAGCAGGGGAUCACAGAAAUUCAGCAACAGCUAAUUGAGAUAAAUGAGAUUUUGAAGGAUCUCGCGUUCCUGGCCCUGAACACCUGAACAAUGAUUGAUAAAUAAUCAUACAGUCCAAUCAUUUGGAGCUGACAUCCACUUUCUGAGGUUUUCCCGCAAAUGAUGU
Molecule: messenger RNA, 965 nt
Organism: Juglans regia (Persian walnut)
Lineage: Eukaryota; Viridiplantae; Streptophyta; Magnoliopsida; Fagales; Juglandaceae
Product: syntaxin-22-like
Exons: 6
Coding region: 245-886 (213 amino acids)
Biological process (GO): vesicle-mediated transport; vesicle fusion; intracellular protein transport
Cellular component (GO): endomembrane system; SNARE complex; membrane
Molecular function (GO): SNARE binding; SNAP receptor activity
Source: RefSeq, a predicted model, not a curated record